Messenger RNA from Schistocerca cancellata (South American locust), 1833 nucleotides. It is a transcript of the gene Pmi, whose product is annotated as transmembrane protein 11 homolog, mitochondrial. The record is from RefSeq and is a predicted model, not a curated record. Lineage: Eukaryota; Metazoa; Arthropoda; Insecta; Orthoptera; Acrididae. Bases 84 to 611 code for a protein of 175 amino acids. Gene Ontology annotation, cellular component: mitochondrial inner membrane. Gene Ontology annotation, biological process: inner mitochondrial membrane organization. The transcript is spliced from 3 exons.
CAUACCUAUCCAGCUGAGGUUUAUCUGCGCAGCACGGUCAUCACUGACGGUAAUCAUUUUAAUACUGGAUCUCUGAUGCAAAGAUGGUGGAUGAAGGGGAUAGCAGAGAUCUAGACCCUUCACAAAUUGCCAUCAUCCAUGAAGUGUACGACAGUGAAAAUGCGCACGAAACCUUUGAACUUGAACUGGAAAGAGCACUGGAAGCUGGAUGCAGCAUAAUUGUCAUUGAACCUUCAAGGCUAGGAGAUGAAACAGCCCGCUGGAUAGCUGUUGGGAACUGUUUACGGAAGACAGCUGUUUUGUCCAGUAUAUGUUCAAUAGGGGCAGGUUUCUUAUGGCCUGACCGGCCUUGUGCCUAUGCACCACUGACAGCAGUGUCCCUACUUUGCACUGGUCUGUAUGCUGUGUCAUGGCAACUGGACCCGUGCUGUCAGUACCAAGUAGAGCGGGACCGCCGGCGCCUGCCACGGCGCCUCCCUCCAUCUUGCACACAGGCUUCUGCAGUUGUACUGGUGCGCCGACCCAGCAUGCGGUUUCAGCUGCUCCAUGUUGGUGUGUCAUUUGUGGCUACAGCUUUCUGGGGUUGGAGGCUUUACCGUGCUUUGAAGUGACAUAACUGAAAGAGAUCUUGUAGGGAUGUAAUCAUGGUGCCUCGUGGCGGUGUGUUGUUGAGCUGCCGACUAGAAAUCCCUUUGUAGUAUGUACGGUGGGGAUUUAGCACUGGAGGAAUUUAUAUUAGUAAAGAUUUUCUUGUAAUGCGGUUGUUUGAAGCACUGUUUUUAGUGCUCGCACUGCAUCUCAUGUUCGUCAGUGUCAAUUUGGAGACUGAGCCAGUGGGGACUAGCAAUCAUUGUACUGAGCACUGGAUAAAAAAUCUAAGGACACAGUGCUCUUAUGCUAUGUUGUGUACUUACUGCAUAUGAAAGAAGGAAAACAAUAGCUUUACAAUAAUUUGGUCUGCUGUAUAUUGUUGAUAUACUUUCUAUUUCGUAAUCCUUAUCUCGUUACAUGCAAGCCUCUCGAUUGCUUGCUUUUUCAGUUUGCAUAUAUAUCAUACACCCAUUGAAAGUUCCUUUUUGUAAUUAACAUUUGUAAAAAAUAUUAAUUUUGACUGUCCAGUUAAUUACAAAGAAUAAAUGUAAUUAAUAGGAACUGUUUUUAUUGGUUUUAAUUGGUGCAGGUUUUUUGUGCUAGUCUCCUCUGUUUCUGCAUAUGACAUUUCUUGGUAUUGAGCUUGUGCCCAGCAGUUAUAUCAUUAUGAGAUGCAAUAUUUCUUGUCUUCAGGCAUAAAAUUGUUACUAAAAAUCCUAUGUUUUGUUAGCUGCUCAGAGCUGUCUUGUAAAUCAGGCUUGAGAGAAGGUAUAGGUAAUUGCAGUUGUAAGACAAGGGGCAGAUGUUACGAUCACACUUACUCAAGUCCAAGUUAGGCCCACUUUAAAACUACUAUUGUAUAAAUAUGAUUUUAUAUUAAAUGUAUAAACUGUUUUGUUUUCUCACAUAAGUUCAGUCAAACUUAUGUCGAAGAAAUUUAUUGUUAAUAAUGUGACAAAUUCUCGAGUACUAUUAUUAUUAUUUUCUUUUACUUUUACAUGUGGAUGUUUAUGAAAGAUAAUAUACAGCUUUUUUAUAUUCGACAAAUGUACAAAAGUGUGUUAUGAGGUCACAUAUUUUGUGCAAAUGAUCUGAAGAUUUUGGUAAACCAAAGUGUAGUACAGCAUUAGUAUGAAAAGAAUUUUAUUUGUUAAGACUGUAAUGACUGAUGAGAUGUUCGUCAUAUUGUGGCAGGCAUUGUUAUAAAAGGUUUGCUCAAUAAACUAAACCUGAUGAAAUGAA